AUAAGACGCCAGGCCUUAGGUUUGGUGCGGUCAGAGAAUCGCGGUUUGACACAUUUACAAGCAAUACGAUGCUUACGUAGGACACACUGAUCUUUUAUGGACGAUGAGAAGUGAAUUAGCAAGUCUUAAAAUGUUAUACUGUCAUUAUGUCAUGUAGGAAAGGAUAACAGGACUUCUGCUGAAUGUCUAUUCUUUUUUAUAUAUAACCUCAGACGUUUACGUUCAGAUGGUGGAAUCGCAUGCAAAUGCAACACUGUAACGUUAGCAUCGGCUAAACCGAUUGUGGAGCAUCUGUCGACACCCAUAUCACUCCACAACACAAUCCAGUAUGGAUUUCGUUUUGAGUGGGAUGGCUGCCUGUGGAGCUUGUUUAUUCACAAACCCACUUGAGGUAGUGAAGACGCGGAUGCAACUUCAAGGGGAGCUAAAGAGUCGAGGAACCUACCAGGUCUACUAUCGCAACGUGUUUCAUGCCUUCUACACAAUUGGCAAGGUUGAUGGAAUCGCAGGAUUACAAAAGGGAUUGGUACCAGGACUCGUGUAUCAGUUCGUUAUGAAUGGGGUGCGUCUUGGCUCAUAUGCCAUUAUCGAAUCCUCCGGUUACAUUCAAACUGACGGCAAGGUCAGCGCGGUCAAGAGCAUUGUGGCGGGGGCUAUUGCAGGAAUAGUCGGUGCCUAUAUGGGCAGCCCGAUUUAUUUGGUGAAGACACACCUGCAGAGUCAGGCAACGUCCUCCAUUGCUGUUGGGCAUCAGCACAAACAUCGGGGGAUGCUCCAUGCACUGGCAGACAUCCACAAACAGCAUGGCAUUAUGGGAUUGUGGAGGGGUUCCAGUGCUGCUAUCCCAAGGGUCAGCGUGGGUUCAGCUGCCCAACUCUACACUUUCUCUGCUUCCAAGGAGCUUGUGACGAAUCUUCAGCUGUUUCCAGAGGGCAGCUGGCUGAUAUCCUUAACCUCUGGAAUGGUCAGUAGCGUGGCAGUGGUGUCGGCCAUGACUCCGUUUGAUGUGGUUAGCACCCGACUCUACAACCAGCCAGUGGACCACCUCGGCAAGGGCGAGCUGUACCGGGGCUUCAGCGACUGCUUUUCCAAAACGCUGAAGAAAGAGGGAUUUACGGGCCUCUACAAGGGUCUGGGAGCGUCGUACUUCCGCCUCGGUCCACACACCAUCGUGUCUCUGCUCUUGUGGGAUGAGCUGCGCAAGUUUUACAAGAAACACAGUUAGUGCCUCAAGGGGAAUAAUGUGUGUGUGUGUGUGUGUGUGUGUGUGUGUGUGUGUGUGUGUGUGUGUGAUAGGGAGAGAGAGAGAAAGAGAGAGAAUGAAUGAACGUGAUUAGAGAAAUGACUCAUUACAUGGCAAACCUCAUCACCCCCAAAGGCCUCAGGUAAACAAAUAUCUCAUGUGGAUAGGAGUUGGAAUGCAGAAGAGAGAGAAGUGAGGGGAAAGCUAACUCUGCCCUGUAUGUUACACACUGGAGGAGGGAAGAGGGGGCCUACUGCUGAAGGUUCACUGUACCACAGGAGUGUCGAAGUCUGUGGUAUGAGGGGUGUUUUAAAUAGACCUGCAGAUCUGCAAAGGAACAGCAUGUUCUUUAGGCAUACAACACGCCCAUCAUGCAAAUGUAGCAAGUUCAGAACAUUUUUCCAAAUUGCUAAUGGAAAAUAAUACGUUGUUUUGCUUAAAAUCAUGCUGCUGUAUGCCGCCAUGCUGCUGUAAAAUGCCAAAUAGUUCCACAAGUUUUAGUUUUUAAAAUGUAUUUUAAAGGGCAUCAACAUUUUAUCUUCCAUGAAGUAACUGGAACCGUAUGCAUUUUAAAUUCUGAAUACAGUGGGGGGAGAAGGAGAGAGGAGGGCUAUUACGUAUUGUCCUUCUGAACAAACUAUGGUUAUUCAGUGGUACUCCCUAUGACUCUGGGUGGACGUUCCACAGUCAUUCUUACUGAGGGGUUUUUGAUGGGACUCAAGAUGAGUAAACCAGUGGUAAGGUCUUACAUUUUCGACUAAGUGGACGAUUCCUCAAACAACAGUAGCAUUCUUGCACCUGCAUUCGUUUGGCUUUUGGUUUGAUGCACUGCACCGUGACUGAAACAACAGUCAAUACCUAACAAUGUUGACAGUCCAGUGUUUUUUGUUUCCAAGUACUUGUUCUUUGUUCUCAUCCUCUAGAGAUCAUUUGCAUUUCAGUAGUUUGAAGAAGACAAAUGGAUUGUGCUCAAAUGAACUUCUACCUUCUAACUUCUGCCUUACUGUAGAAUAUAUUUUGCUACUGAGUAUAGUGUUUUAAAAUAGUUGUGAUGCUUGGUGAUAAUUAACUACACCAGGUGCACAGGAGAUACACUUGAUAUAGGAAAUGUAUUGAUACAGACAGUGUAAUAUAAAUCUAACAGAUAUAUAUAUAUAUCAAACGGUGACAGAAAUGAACCAACAAUAAAUGUGUUUUGAAAAAAAUAUGUUGAAAUAUUUUGAAAGUUAAAAGAAAAUGUUCACUCUAUCCACUACAAAUGUUAAGGUCAAAUAAAGGUCUGAGUGCUGUAA
This is a messenger RNA of Clupea harengus (Atlantic herring), 2535 nucleotides long. It is a transcript of the gene slc25a35, whose product is annotated as solute carrier family 25 member 35. Lineage: Eukaryota; Metazoa; Chordata; Actinopteri; Clupeiformes; Clupeidae. The record is from RefSeq and is a predicted model, not a curated record.